UAGAUCCGAAAGCUGCAGACGCGUGUUCGUCGUCGCACAUGCGACCCCAGCACCGCUCCGGUGACACGCUUCCAUGUCAGUGAAGUCUUUGUUUGACACCGCCUGAGCAGAGGAGUUGUGCUGGCGCGACAUGGAGAAGCAGAAGAAACGUUCCAACCAGUACGGAGCUGUGGGGAAGACGCUGGAGGACACGGACACAUCAGAAGACGUCAUUUCGAUGGCUGACUCAUCCAUCACCGUGGACGACAUCGAAGGCGAGCUGGUCAAAAUAGAGCGGAUACGAGACGUCCUGGUGCGGCGGGAGUCUGAGCUCAGAUACAUGAUGGACGACAUCCAGCUGUGUAAAGAAAUCACUCACCUGAAGAAGGAGCUGCAGGCGCUCAUCUCCACUCCAGACGCCGAGAAGUCCAAGGAGCAUCGAGACAGAGAAGAGGAGUUGCUGCAGCAGAUCAACAAACUGGUGGAGACCAGAGACUUCCUGGUGGAGGACGUCGAGUUCGAGAGGCUCAGAGAGCGCGAGGAAGACAGAGAAAUGGCUUCGUUUCUCCAAUCCAGGAUGUCUGGAGCGACGAAAGGUCAGUGAAGGAGCGCGCCAUCGCCACCAGGUGGCGCCAAAAACUCAGCGGACGCCGUUCAUUGCCAAAACCGGACUGACGCUGCUGAAAGACUGCUGCGGCUUCACUUGCUCUGUCAUGUAACACUGAUUUCCAUGUCACUGGAAGGAGUUGAAGCUUCAACACAACAGAAAGGGUUUCUGUCAUGAUAUUGUAGGGUGUCAAACUGAGGGCUCACUGCUCGAACACAGGUCGGAGGAGAACAUCUUGUGGCCCUGGACUCGACUGAGAUCUUGUUUUGUUUCUUCUGGGUGUGCAGUGUUCAUCACCCAGCCUAAAUGGUCGCACAUAUCUGAGACACUUGGCCCGCCUCCUGUGGCCCCUAGGGAGCGGUGCAGAUCCAGAAACAGGUUCACAUGUCUGACAGAAGUGUAUUUAAGCUUUUGAAAUAAGUGAGGUAGAUAUUCUUAACAAGGUUACUGUGCUGCACUGUGACUCAUGAUGACUAUGUGAAUCAACAAAUCCUUUUUCCUUCGGUUUACCCCCAAAUUCCGUCACCUUUGUGGUUACCCAUUAGACAUUUCUGGAUGUUGAUCUGGCCUGUAAUGUUCGUGUGACUCCUGCAGCGCAUGCAUUUAAAGGCUCAAACGUUUUUCUACACAAGCUGCUGACCAGGAGCCGGAGAAAUCACGCCCACCAUUAUGGUCACAGCCGGGUUGUGGCUGUCGCUGAUAACAGCUGUCGCGGUGGCUUUCAAGCUGCUCUGGCUGCACAUGAGGCGAGGCAGAGCCUGAGCUCACAACUUACUGUCAGUCUGCUCUAAUUGGGAUCCAGUCGGCCAGCGCUUUCUGCUCGUAGGCAUUUAACGUUCCCUGGAAAAGUGAUGCGGCCAAUUAUAAACUUUCUCUGCUUCACACUUCUUAUUCUGCUUUGACGGACGAUGUUUUUUUAUUUUAUUUUUUUCGUUUCUGCCUGCAGUUCAGGUUUUGAUCCCGUGGUAUCGUGUGCUGAAAUGUGGGAGGAUAAAAGAGGUGGUGCAGUCGACCGCUGAGAAGAAACCCCGAUGGAAACGUGGGCUUUUACAAAGGAGAAGGGCUGUGGAGGAAAUACACUCACCAGCCAUGAGGUCAGGCAGUGGUCAGUACCGAUCCAAAGAGGCAGCAGUGAGGGAUGCUAGCUUCAAGCCCUUGAGAGGCGGGAGCAUCAAACUCAGUCAGGCUAGGGGCCAAAAUGUUAGAGCCAGUUGAGGUUGCAGGUCAAAGAAAUUAGGAAGUUAUUGGCAUUAAAUGUGGAAAUGGAAGAUAAUGUCAUACAUCACUUUCAUCGGCAUCCAUUUUUGUUUUAAUUUUCAGAUCAAUUUUGGACAAUUAAGCUUGAACUCUGGACUCAAGGGAGUAGAAAAAAAAUGUUCCUGUAAUAACCAUCGUAAGUGUUCCACCAUUUGUAAUUAUUGGAGAACUCAGUAUUUGAGUGGGAUAUCAUUUAUUAUAUAACGAGAUUUCAGAAGUGUGUACGGAAACAUUGACAGCCCUGUGGGCCACGCAGGGCCCUUGGAGCAGCAGGUCGGUGACCUCGGCCUUGAUUUUGACACAUGAGAGUGAUGUAACCGUGGUGCUUGAAGUCUGGGUUGCUGCCAGCACUGUUUACUUUUGGACCCACUGCUGUCUCAUGAAGAAAAGUGAAACUACACGUCCGACUCCUUGUCACAAGAACCGUCCAGAGGAACGCUUCUUCGCUUGACAAGUCUUAUUAAAGAACAAUGUGUCUUGACAGUGAAGUCUCUGGGAGAGGAGCAAAUAUUAUUCUGAUGCAGUAGAACUGCUCCCCACGUCCCUUUGGCUCAAUUAUCCCUGGUAAACACUCACAUCCUGGUCUCCCUUGGCUACGUUGAAAAGACUCAGCCAAGUGGGGCCUGAAGGACUUUGGGAUUUCAGCUGAAGCCUGGGAACGCUCAGACCGUCGCUGACUUAACCUCCAAAGCAUGGUCUUCUGCUGCUUAUGUUGCCUUAAGUGUUGCUCUUUGUGAUCUGAGCUGUUAUUGCGUCGUCGCUGUUGACAUUGUUAUUCACAGGUGUUUUUGUACACAGGUGUGUUAUCAAUAAAUAACUUCACUUGAAGUACUGUU
Molecule: messenger RNA, 2679 nt
Organism: Synchiropus splendidus (mandarinfish)
Lineage: Eukaryota; Metazoa; Chordata; Actinopteri; Syngnathiformes; Callionymidae
Exons: 6
Coding region: 131-583 (150 amino acids)
Source: RefSeq, a predicted model, not a curated record